AUGAAGGAGAUCAUCAGGAAGCAGAAGGCCAGCGGCAGCUGGGAAUGGAGCGACGCGGCCGCGCUCGUGGGCGUCACCGCCGACAAGCUGCGCAAGGCCAUCCCCGCCGACAAGCUUCAGACCGUGGACGCGGAGGUGGAGCAGAUCUGGGCGACUGCGGUGGUGGCGGCGUUCCUGUCCACCAAGUUCCCCGACCAGAAGAACAACUGGGACCUGGUGGUGAAGAAGGCGCGCAAGUUCGUCGCCCGCGCGCACAAGAAGAUCGUCAAGCUCAAGGACCCCUCGGCCGAAGUCGACUGGUUCCAGCUGGCCACCGCUUUCCUCGUUAUCGGACCAGAGGUGAUGUCGGGCGUGGAAGGGGGGGCUUCCGGUGCGGAGGCGGUGGUCAGGGAGACAAUGAUGCAGAAGAAGACGGGGGUGGUGGUAUGCGUGCAGCCGUGGUUGGAGGAUAGCCACUAUGCCUCGGCAGCCACUUUCAAGCAGGCGCUGGCAGCCCUUCUCGCCCAGGUGGAACGACGCAGCGAGAGCACAACUGCCGAGGCCGACGAUGAGGAUGCGUGCCCGAUGCUGGUCGUGUUCCCUGAGAUGGUCGUGGGCACCUGGCUCGUCGCCAUGGAUGAACUGCCAGCAGACUUCGAAGGUGACUCGUCGGCAGCCAUGGCGGUCGUGGUGCGCCGUCAUCUGUGGAGCUUCGUGGCGCACCUCCUGCGCUCGUUUGUGCACGACCACUUCCGGUUUGGUCUGAUGGCCCAUGUGAAGCGUUCCCUGUUCAGAUUGAAAGCUCACGCAAUGUUCAACACGUAUCGGGAGGUGUUCAGCGAGCUGGCUCAGGAGCACGAGGCGUGGAUUGUGGCGGGCUCGAUCCUGCUACCACGGGUCAAGUACUACACGCAGGUGUCGGAAGGGUUGUCAGCCGCUGCCACGGACGAUUCCUACGAGAUGAGGAGACUGGAAACGAGGCUUUCCUCCCAGGGGCUCUACAACGUGUCGCUUUCAUUCGCUCCCGAUGGGAGCGUGUGCAACGUCACCCACAAGUGCCAUCUCGACUCCAACGUCGGCGUAGCCAUCUGCGCCGAUAGUUGGUACCCCAAGACCUACGAGCGAUUGCGGGAGAUGGGCGCCGACAUCGUUUGCGUCCCCGCAUUCGUCACGCCGAACAGCACGUGGGACGCACCAUGGGGCGGCUACAGCGGACGUUCACGCCACUUCCCAGCCGACGUCAACGCGUCUCACAUCGGCAACUACAAGGGUCGUCUUCACGCCUCAGGCGCGAGACUAGGAGUGUGCUCUUACCUGGUGGGCAAGCUGUGGGAGAUGACCGGCAGUGGCGAGUCUGCCAUUGUGUCAGGCGAUGGCCGUGUUCUGGCCAAGUCUGCCAAGGGCACGGAAAGCGUCCUCUCGUACGAAGUGGGCCUGCUUUGA
Messenger RNA from Acanthamoeba castellanii str. Neff, 1422 nucleotides. RefSeq names its product Nitrilase/cyanide hydratase and apolipoprotein Nacyltransferase. The transcript has 11 exons. Gene Ontology annotation, molecular function: hydrolase activity, acting on carbon-nitrogen (but not peptide) bonds, in linear amides. The coding region runs from base 1 to 1422 and encodes 473 amino acids. Lineage: Eukaryota; Discosea; Longamoebia; Acanthamoebidae. The record is from RefSeq and is a predicted model, not a curated record.